AUGCUGAUAACAUGCUCACAGUCCCUCUCUAAAGUCAUUAUCAAGAUAAAUCAAUGUUACAAGCUUUUGGAUCUGGUGGGAAGAUCCUGUCUGGUGCCCAAAACACUCUUUAUUAAGCGCUGUCAGCAGGACAUGCAGCAUUGUGCCACACCGGGAGAUAAAAACUGUGCAUGUGCAACCCUUUCCCAGUACUCGAUUUUGUGUGCCAUGGAAUCUCAACCAUUAAGUGAUUGGAGGACAAAGUCUCUAUGUCCAUUGGAGACCUGUCCAUCUAAUCAGGUGUACCAAGAGUGUGGCACCUGCAACCCAACAUGCUCUAAUCCUCACUACAGCUGUACUUCCCAUUGUGUUUAUGGCUGCUUCUGCCCACCAGGUACUGUUCUUGACGACCUGUCUAAAAACCAAACCUGUGUCCAAAUUAAUGAUUGCCCCUGUGUUAUUAAUGGAGAAAUCUAUAAGCCUGGAGAUAGCGUCCGAACUGACUGCAGUAUCUGCCAAUGCCAGAUGGGUCAGUGGAGCUGCAAAAACACCCCUUGCCCCGGGAGAUGUGCCAUAGAAGGUGGAUCAUUUCUAACUACCUUUGACACCAACACAUACCGAUUCCAUGGAGUUUGUGUCUAUGUUUUGGUCACGAGUGGGCAUAUUCCAAACAACGGAACUGUUAUGGCAUCAUUUGAUAAAUGUGGAGUCAGUAACUCUGAAACCUGCUUGUCGAGUAUCAUCUACACAUCUUCAAAGGGAGCUAUAGUCAUUAGCAAACAGGGACAAAUCACAGUGGACGGUCAGAUGAAACAACUACCAUAUGUUUCUGAUGACGUAGUGGUCGUCAGGGAAUCCUCCUCGCAUUAUGUUCUGUACACUUCUUUUGGUCUGGAGAUAGUGGUCCAAAGGGUCCCGAUUCUCAAUGUCUACAUUAAGCUUGAGAGAACCUUUUUUGGAACAACAAAAGGUCUGUGCGGAAAUUUCAACAGUGAGACUAAGGAUGACUUCCUCUCCAGCUCUGGCAUUAUAGAAGGGACAGUGACUGUGUUUGUAGAUUCAUGGAAAGCAGCUUCAAAAUGCAAAUCAGCCUACAAUGUGGAUAUCAAUCCCUGCUCCAUGAGUAUUUCUAAUCAAAUAUUUGCGGAGAGUCAAUGUUCAGCCCUGGUGAAGAACGGAAGCCCAUUUCAAGCGUGUCAUACACUGGUAGACCCGGCACCAUAUUACAAGAGAUGUGUCUAUGAAGCUUGUAAUUAUGAAGAGACCGUCAACUUUAUUUGUUCUACUAUGGGGGCUUAUGCUCGGGCUUGCGCUGCCCAAGGACUUGUCCUGAAGAACUGGAGAUCUAGUGUUAAUUGCACUGUUGAAUGCAGUGGUAAUCAGACCUACAGCUAUGACACAAGCUCUUGUAGUAGGACCUGCCUGUCCCUCUCAAAUGUAGAGCUGGAGUGUUACCCCAAUGACAUCCCUAUUGAAGGAUGUAACUGUCCUCUGGGUUACUAUCUGGACAACAAAGAUAACUGUGUCCCAAAGACACGCUGCCCCUGCUACCUAGACGAGACUACGGUCAUAAUGCCCAACCAACAGACUACGUUCAAUGGACUCACUUGUUAUUGUGUAUCAGGGAGACUAAAUUGCAUUGGAAAACCAAGUGAUUUUGCAGAAACUUGCACGGCUCCAAAAGUGAUGAAAACAUGUGGAUCCUUGGCUGAUAAAUAUGGAGCUGCCUGUGCACCUUCUUGUCAAAUUCUGGCCACUGGUAUCCAGUGUAUACCUACCAAGUGUGAGGCUGGAUGUGUUUGUCCAGCUGGAACCUACGAGGAUUUUGAUGGCAGCUGUGUGCUAGAAAAUGAAUGCUCCUGUGAGUACGGUGGCAACAUCUAUAAAACUGGGCAAACCAUGCAGAGCGAGUGCCAGACCUGCACCUGCUAUGGAGGCCACUGGCAAUGUGAGAAGAACUCUCUCUGCGCAUCCACCUGCGCAUUGUAUGGAGAAAGUCACAUCAAAACCUUUGAUGGACAUCAGUUUGUUUUUGAAGGGAACUGUGAAUACACUUUAGUGACGGAUGCAUGUGGAAUAAAUAGCUCAAUGUCAUCAUUCAAGAUUGUGACAGAAAAUGUAAUCUGUGGAACCACUGGCUCUACCUGUUCUCGCUCCAUAACUGCCUAUGUCGAUAACAUAGAGUUGAAGAUGUUUGAUGAAAAGUACACAAUCACUCCUGAAGCAUCAACUCAAGAUAUCAACGUUCUGGAGAACAGUCUCUUUGUUACAUUUGAUAUCACCAUCCCCAAUAAGUUCCUCAUCUCAAUUCUCUGGAAUAAGGACAGGAAUGUCUACAUUAAGAUUUUAAAACAUGGCCCACAAUCAGUCUGUGGUCUGUGUGGAAAUUACAAUGGAAAUAUGAAGGACGACUAUGAGACUAGGAGUCGAUAUGUGGCGUCUAACCAGCUUGAGUUUAUCAAUUCUUGGAAGGACAGACCAACAUGUAAUGAUGCCAGCUUCACCGUAAUUGCAUGUGACCAGAAUCCACAUCGCAGGGCUUGGGCUGAAAAAAACUGUGGCAUUAUCAAUGGCAAUGUCUUUAAAACAUGCACAUCUUUGGUGGAUCCAAAGCCUUACUAUGACGCUUGUGUAAAUGAUGCCUGCUCCUGUGAUAGUGGAGGAGACUGUGAAUGUUUGUGUGAAGCUAUAGCAGCUUAUGCCAAAGAAUGCCUCACAGCUGGAGUCUGCGUUGACUGGAGAAGACCCCACUUGUGUCCCGUCUAUUGUGAUUUCCAGAACACGCAUGUUGAGACAGUUGAUGGUUAUGCAUACAGUCGUGAUGUAAACUGUACAUGGCAUUAUCGGCCUUGCCAGUGUCCAUUCGCUCCUCAUACAUAUCCAAACCAAAACUCUGAAGGGUGUUACCAGUGUGAUCCUGACAAGUAUUAUGACCCAAAAACAAAGACAUGCGUGCCUUGCACUGAGCCAACAACUACACCAGUUCCUUCUACAACACCAACACCAACACCGAUCUCAAGUUCAGCUUCUACAGUCACAACCCCAGUAACACCAUCCACCACCUCAGCGGUACCAAGUACAUCACCGGAGAGGACAACAGUAACAGAAACUACUUCUUCUACGAAGUCAACUACAUCAACGAUAUCACCAAGUACACAUGCUACAUCCAGCCUAACAACUGUCACUACACCUGUAUCAAGUGUCACUCCCACAUCUCACAGUGGCACACCUACAACUGCAACCUCACACCCACCCCCUACUUCACCUACUGCUCACAGUAGCACAUCUACCCUUACCACCACCUCUACUUCAAGUCAGACUACACACUCACCAAGUACCAGCCCUAUUAGUCAUACAAUCACACCUACAUCCACUACCACUUCUAUAAGCAAGACUACACACCCACCAAGCACUUCCUCUACUAGUGUGACCACACACUCACCAAGCACCUCUCCAACAACUCACAUUAGCACACAUACUCCUUCAACCACUUUAACUACAUCAACUACAAGUGUGACGACACACUCACCAAGCACCUCCCCUACUUCACAUGUAAGCACACCUACCCCCUCUUCCACGAGUGAGACUACCCACUCACCAAGCACUUCCCCUAAAACCACUUCUACAAGUGAAACUACACACUCACCAAUCACCUCUUCAACAACUCACAUUAGCACACAUACUCCUACUACUUCAACUACAAGUGUGUCAACGCACUCACCAAGCACCUCUCCAACCACUCACAUUAGCACACGUACUACUACUACUACUACAAGUGAGACUACACACUCACCAAGUACGUCUCCAACCAUUCACAUAAGCACACCAACCCAUUCUACUGUGACCACACACUCACCAAGCACCUCCCCUACUACUCAUGUAAGCACACCAACCCCCACUUCCACUAGUGUGACCACACACUCACCAAGCACCUCUCCAACAACUCACAUUAGCACACAUACUCCUACUACUUCAACUACAAGUGUGUCAACGCACUCACCAAGCACACCUACCCAUUCUACCACUUCAACUACAACUGUGACCACACACUCACCAAGCACCUCCCCUACUACUCAUGUAAGCACACCUACACCCACUACCACUUCCACUAGUGUGACCACACACUCACCAAGCACCUCUCCAACAACUCACAUUAGCACACAUACUCCUACUACUUCACCCACAAGUGUGUCAACGCACUCACCAAGCACACCUACCCAUUCUACUAUUUCAACUACUACUGUGUCUACACACUCAACAAGCACCUCCCCUACUACUCAUGUAAGCACACCUACCCCCACUACCAUUUCCCCAAGUGAGACUACCCACUCACCAAGCACUUCCCCUACAACCACUUCCACAAGUGAAACUACACACUCACCAAGCACCUCUCCAACAACUCACAUUAGCACACAUACUCCAACUACAAGUGUGUCAACGCAUUCACCAAGCACACCUACCUAUACUACUGCUUCAACUACAACUGUGACCACACACUCACCAAGCACCUCCCCUACUUCUCAUGUAAGCACACCUACCCCCACUACCACUUCAACUAGUGUGACCGCACACUCACCAAGCACCUCUCCAACUACUCACACUAGCACACAUACUCCUACUACUUCAACUACAAGUGUGUCAACGCACUCACCAAGCACCUCUCCAACUACUCACAUAAGCACACCUAGUCCUCCAACCACUUUAACUACAUCAACUACUAGUGUGACUACACACUCACCAAGUACCUCCCCUACAACUCAUGUAAGCACACCUACCCCCACUACCACUUCCACGAGUGAGACGUCCCACUCACCAAGCACUUCCCCUAUGACCACUUCCACCAGUGAAACUACACACUCACCAAGCACCACUCCAACAACUCACAUUAGCACACAUACUCCUACUACUUCAACUACAAGUGUGUCAACGCACGCACCAAGCACACCUACCCAUUCUACCACUUCAACUACAACUGUGACCACACACUCACCAAACACCUCCCCUACUACUCAUGUAAGCACACCUACCCCCACUACCACUUCCACUAGUGUGACCACACACUCACCAAGCACCUCUCCAACUACUCACAUAAGCACACAUACUCCAACUACAAGUGUGUCAACACGUUCACCAAGCACACCUACCCAUUCUACUACUUCAACUACAACUGUGACCACACACUCACCAAGCACCUCCCCUACUUCUCAUGUAAGCACACCUACCCCCACUACCACUUCAACUAGGGUGACCACACACUCACCAAGCACCUCUCCAACUACUCACAUAAGCACACCUAGUCCUCCAACCACUUUAACUACAACAUCAACUACUAGUGUGACUACACACUCACCAAGCACCUCCCCUACCACUCAUGUAAGUACACCUACCCCCACUACAACUUCCACUAGUGUGACCACACACUCACCAAGCACCUCUCCAACAACUCACAUUAGCACACAUACUCCUACUACAUCACCCACAAGUGUGUCAACGCACUCACCAAGCACACCUACCCAUUCUACUACUUCAACUACAACUGUGACUACACACCCAACAAGCACCUCCCCUACUACUCAUGUAAGCACACCUACCCCCACUACCACUUCCACGAGUGAGACUACCCACUCACCAAACACUUCCCCUACGACCACUUCCACAAGUGAAACUACACACUCACCAAGCACCACUCCAACAACUCACAUUAGCACACAUACUCCUAUUACUUCAACUACAAGUGUGUCAACGCACUCACCAAGCACACCUACCCAUUCUACCACUUCAACUACAACUGUGACCACACACUCACCAAGCACCUCCCCUACUACUCAUGUAAGCACAUCUACCCCCACUACCACUUCCACUAGUGUGUCAACGCACUCACCAAGCACACCUACCCAUUCUACUACUUCAACUACAACUGUUACAACACACUCAACAAGAACCUCCCCUACUACUCAUGUAAGCACACCUACCCCCACUACCACUUCCACGAGUGAGACUACGCACUCACCAAGCACCUCUCCAACAACUCACAUUAGCACACAUACUCCAACGACAAGUGUAUCAACGCGUUCACCAAGCACACCUACCCAUUCUACCACUUCAACUACAACUGUGACCACACACUCACCAAGCACCUCCCCUACUACUCAUGUAAGCACACCUACCCCCACUACCACUUCCACUAGUGUGACCACACACUCACCAAGCACCUCUCCAACUACUCACAUAAGCACACAUACUCCAACUACAAGUGUGUCAACACGUUCACCAAGCACACCUACCCAUUCUACUACUUCAACUACAACUGUGACCACACACUCACCAAGCACCUCCCCUACUUCUCAUGUAAGCACACCUACCCCCACUACCACUUCAACUAGGGUGACCACACACUCACCAAGCACCUCUCCAACUACUCACAUAAGCACACCUAGUCCUCCAACCACUUUAACUACAACAUCAACUACUAGUGUGACUACACACUCACCAAGCACCUCCCCUACCACUCAUGUAAGUACACCUACCCCAACUACCACUUCCACUAGUGUGACCACACACUCACCAAGCACCUCUCCAACAACUCACAUUAGCACACAUACUCCUACUACUUCAACUACAAGUGUGUCAACGCACUCACCAAGCACACCUACCUAUUCUACCACUUCAACUGUCACCACACACUCUCCAAGCACCUCCCCUACUACUCAUGUAAGCACAUCUACCCCCACUACCACUUCCACUAGUGUUACCACACACUCACCAAGCACCUCUCCAACAACUCACAUUAGCACACAUACUCCAACUACAAGUGUAUCAACGCGUUCACCAAGCACACCUACCCAUUCUACUACUUCAACUACAACUGUGACCACACACUCACCAAGCACCUCCCCUACUUCUCAUGUAAGCACACCUACCCCCACUACCACUUCAACUAGGGUGACCACACACUCACCAAGCACCUCUCCAACUACUCACAUAAGCACAUCUAGUCCUCCAACCACUUUAACUACAACAUCAACUACUAGUGUGACUACACACUCACCAAGCACCUCCCCUACCACUCAUGUAAGCACACCUACCCCCACUACCACUUCCACUAGUGUAACCACACACUCACCAAGCACCUCUCCAACAACUCACAUUAGCACACAUACUCCUACUACUUCAACUACAAGUGUGUCAACCCACUCACCAAGCACACCUACCCAUUCUACUACUUCAACUACAACUGUGACCACACACUCACCAAGCACCUCCCCUACUUCUCAUGUAAGCACCCCUACCCCCACUACCAGUUCCACUAGUGUGACCACACACUCACCAAGCACCUCUCCGACUACGCACAUUAGCACACAUACUCCUACUACUUCAACUACAAGUGUGUCAACGCACUCACCAAGCACACCAACCCAUUCUACCACUUCAACUACAACUGUGACCACACACUCACCAAGCACAUCCCCUACUUCUCAUGUAAGCACACCUACCCCCACUACCACUUCCACUAGUGUGACCACACACUCACCAAGCACCUCUCCAACAACUCACAUUAGCACACAUACUCCUACUACAAGUGUGUCAACGCGUUCACCAAGCACACCUACCCAUUCUACUACUUCAACUACAACUGUGACCACACACUCACCAAGCACCUCCCCUACUUCUCAUGUAAGCACACCUACCCCCACUACCACUUCAACUAGGGUGACCACACUCUCACCAAGCACCUCUCCAACUACUCACAUAAGCACAUCUAGUCCUCCAACCACUUUAACUACAACAUCAACUACUAGUGUGACUACAUACUCACCAAGCACCUCCCCUACCACUCAUGUAAGCACACCUACCCCCACUACUUCUACUACUGUGACCACACACUCACCAAGCACCUCUCCAACAACUCACAUUAGCACACAUACUGCUACUACGUCAUCCACAAGUGUGUCAACGCACUCACCAAGCACACCUACCCAUUCUACUACUUUAACUACAACUGUGACUACACACUCAACAAGAACCUCCCCUACUACUCAUGUAAGCACCCCUACCCCCACUACCACUUCCACGAGUGAGACUACCCACUCACCGAGCACCUCUCCAACAACUCACAUUAGCACACAUACUCCAACUACAAGUGUAUCAACGCGUUCAUCAAGCACACCUACCCAUUCUACUACUUCAACUACAACUGUGACCACACACUCACCAAGCACCUCCCCUACUUCUCAUGUAAGCACACCUACCCCCACUACCACUUCAACUAGGGUGACCACACACUCACCAAGCACCUCUCCAACUACUCACAUAAGCACACCUAGUCCUCCAACCACUUUAACUACUACUUCAACUACAACUGUGACCACACACUCACCAAGCACCUCCCCUACUACUCAUGUAAGCACACGUACCCCCACUACCACUUCUACUAGUGUGACCACACACUCACCAAGCACCUCUCCAACUACUCACAUUAGCACACAUACUCCUACUACUUCAACUACAAGUGUGUCAACGCACUCACCAAGCACCUCUCCAACUACUCACAUAAGCACACCUAGUCCUCCAACCACUUUAACUACAUCAACUACUAGUGUGACUACACACUCACCAAGCACCUCCCCUACUACUCAUGUAAGCACACCUACCCCCACUACCACUUCCACGAGUGAGACUACCCACUCACCAAGCACCUCUCCAACUACUCAUAUAAGCACACCUAGUCCUCCAACCACUUUAACUACAACAUCAACUAGUAGUGUGACUACACACUCACCAAGCACCUCCCCUACCACUCAGGUAAGCACACAUACCCCCACUACUACUUCCACUAGUGUGACCACACACUCACCAAGCACCUCCCCUACUUCUCAUGUAAGCACACCUACCCCCACUACCACUUCAACUAGGAUGACCACACACUCACCAAGCACUUCUCCAACAACUCACAUUAGCACACAUACUCCAACUACAAGUGUAUCAACGCGUUCACCAAGCACACCUACCCAUUCUACUACUUCAACUACAACUGUGACAACACACUCAACAAGAACCUCCCCUACUACUCAUGUAAGCACACCUACCCCCACUACCACUUCCACUAGUGUGACCACACACUCACCAAGCACCUCUCCAACUACUCACAUUAGCACACAUACUCCUACUACUUCAACUACAAGUGUGUCAACGCACUCACCAAGCACCUCUCCAACUACUCACAUAAGCACACCUAGUCCUCCUACCACUUUAACUACAUCAACUACUAGUGUGACUACACACUCACCAAGCACCUCCCCUACCACUUAUGUAAGCACACCGACCCCCACUACCACUUCCACGAGUGAGACUACCCACUCACCAAGCACCUCUCCAACUACUCACAUAAGCACACCUAGUCCGCCAACCACUUUAACUACAACAUCAACUACUAGUGUGACUACACACUCACAAAGCACCUCCCCUACCACUCAUGUAAGCACACAUACCCCCACUACUACUUCCACUAGUGUGACCUCACACUCACCAAGCACCUCCCAUACUUCUCAUGUAAGCACACCUACCCCCGCUACUACUUCCACUAGUGUGACCACACACUCACCAAGCACCUCUCCAACUACUCACAUAAGCACACCUAGUCCUCCAACCUCUUUAACUACAUCAACUACUAGUGUGACCACACACUCACCAAGCACCUCCCCAACUACUCAUGUAAGCACACCUACCCCCACUACCACUUCCACUAGUGUGACCACACACUCACCAAGCACCUCUCCAACUACUCACAUUAGCACACAUACUCCUACUACUUCAACUACAAGUCUGUCAACGCACUCACCAAGCACCUCUCCAACUACUCACAUAAGCACACCUAGUCCUCCAACCACUUUAACUACAUCAACUACUAGUGUGACUACACACUCACCAAGCACCUCCCCUACCACUUAUGUAAGCACACCUACCCCCACUACCACUUCCACGAGUGAGACUACCCACUCACCAAGCACCUCUCCAACUACUCACAUAAGCACACCUAGUCCUCCAACCACUUUAACUACAACAUCAACUACUAGUGUGACUACACACUCACCAAGCACCUCCCCUACUACUCAUGUAAGCACACCUACCCCCACUACCACUUCCACUAGUGUGACCACACACUCACCAAGCACCUCUCCAACUACUCACAUAAGCACACCUAGUCCUCCAACCUCUUUAACUACAUCAACUACUAGUGUGACUACACACUCACCAAGCACCUCCCCUACCACUCAUGUAAGCACACAUACCCCCACUACCACUUCCACUAGUGUGUCAACGCACUCACCAAGCACACCUACCCAUUCUACUACUUCAACUACAACUGUGACUACACACUCAACAAGCACUUCCCCUACAACCACUUCCACAAGAGAAACUACACACACACCAAGCACCUCUCCAACAACUCACUUUAGCGCACAUACUCCAACUACAAGUGUGUCAACGCACUCACCAAGCACACCUACCCAUUCUACUACUUCAACUAUAACUGUGACCACACACUCACCAAGCAUCUCCCCUACUUUUCAUGUAAGCACACCUACCCCCACUACCACUUCAACCAGUGUGACCACACACUCACCAAGCACCUCUCCAACUACUCACAUUAGCACACCUAGUCCUCCAACCACUUUAACUACAACAUCAACUACUAGUGUGACUACACACUCACCAAGCACCUCCCCUACCACUCAUGUAAGCACACCUACCCCCACUACCACUUCCACAAGUGAGACUACCCACUCACCAAGCACUUCCCCUACGACCACUUUCACAAGUGAAACUACACACUCACCAAGCACCACUCCAACAACUCACAUUAGCACACAUACUCCUACUAUAAGUGUGUCAACGCACUCACCAAGCACACCUACCCAUUCUACUACUUCAACUACAACUGUGACCACACACUCACCAAGCACCUCCCCUACUUCUCAUGUAAGCACACCUACCCCCACUACCACUUCCACUAGUGUGACCACACACUCACCAAGCACCUCCCCUACUUCUCAUGUAAGCACACCUACCCCCACUACCACUUCCACUAGUGUGACCACACACUCACCAAGCACCUCUCCAACAACUCACAUUAGCACACAUACUCCUACUACUUCAACUACAAGUGUGUCAACCCACUCACCAAGCACACCUACCCAUUCUACCACUUCAACUGUGACCACACACUCUCCAAGCACCUCCCCUACUACUCAUGUAAGCACAUCUACCCCCACUACCACUUCCACUAGUGUGACCACACACUCACCAAGCACCUCUCCAACAACUCACAUUAGUACACAUACUCCUACUACAAGUGUGUCAACGCGUUCACCAAGCACACCUACCCAUUCUACCACUUCAACUACAACUGUGACCACACACUCACCAAGCACCUCCCCUACUUCUCAUGUAAGCACACCUACCCCCACUACCACUUCCACUAGUGUGACCACACACUCACCAAGCACCUCUCCAACAACUCACAUUAGUACACAUACUCCUACUACUUCAACUACAAGUGUGUCAACCCACUCACCAAGCACACCUACCCAUUCUACUACUUCAACUACAACUGUGACCACACACUCACCAAGCACCUCCCCUACUUCUCAUGUAAGCACCCCUACCCCCACUACCACUUCCACUAGUGUGACCACACACUCACCAAGCACCUCCCCUACUUCUCAUGUAAGCACACCUACCCCCACUACCACUUCCACUAGUGUGACCACACACUCACCAAGCACCUCUCCAACAACUCACAUUAGCACACAUACUCCUACUACUUCAACUACAAGUGUGUCAACCCACUCACCAAGCACACCUACCCAUUCUACUACUUCAACUACAACUGUGACCACACACUCACCAAGCACCUCCCCUACUUCUCAUGUAAGCACCCCUACCCCCACUACCAGUUCCACUAGUGUGACCACACACUCAGCAAGCACCUCUCCAACAACUCACAUUAGCACACAUACUCCUACUACUUCAACUACAAGUGUGUCAACGCACUCACCAAGCACACCUACCCAUUCUACCACUUCAACUGUGACCACACACUCUCCAAGCACCUCCCCUACUACUCAUGUAAGCACAUCUACCCCCACUACCACUUCCACUAGUGUGACCACACACUCACCAAGCACCUCUCCAACAACUCACAUUAGUACACAUACUCCUACUACAAGUGUAUCAACGCGUUCACCAAGCACACCUACCCAUUCUACCACUUCAACUACAACUGUGACCACACACUCACCAAGCACCUCCCCUACUUCUCAUGUAAGCACACCUACCCCCACUACCACUUCCACUAGUGUGACCACACACUCACCAAGCACCUCUCCAACAACUCACAUUAGCACACAUACUCCUACUAUUUCAACUACAAGUGUGUCAACGCACUCACCAAGCACACCUACCCAUUCUACUACUUCAACUACAACUGUGACCACACACUCACCAAGCACAUCCCCUACUUCUCAUGUAAGCACACCUACCCCCACUACCACUUCCACUAGUGUGACCACACACUCACCAAGCACCUCUCCAACAACUCACAUUAGCACACAUACUCCUACUACAAGUGUGUCAACGCGUUCACCAAGCACACCUACCCAUUCUACUACUUCAACUACAACUGUGACCACACACUCACCAAGCACCUCCCCUACUUCUCAUGUAAGUACACCUACCCCCACUACCACUUCCACUAGUGUGACCACACACUCACCAAGCACCUCUCCAACAACUCACAUUAGCACACAUACUCCUUCAACCACUUUAACUACAUCAACUACAAGUAUGACCACACACUCACCAAGCACCUCCCCUACUUCUCAUGUAAGUACACCUACCCCCACUACCACUUCCACUAGUGUGACCACACACUCACCAAGCACCUCUCCAACAACUCACAUUAGCACACAUACUCCUUCAACCACUUUAACUACAUCAACUACAAGUGUGACGACACACUCACCAAGCACCUCCCCUACUUCACAUGUAAGCACACCUACCCCCUCUUCCACGAGUGAGACUACCCACUCACCAAGCACUUCCCCUAAAACCACUUCUACAAGUGAAACUACACACUCACCAAUCACCACUCCAACAACUCACAUUAGCACACAUACUCCUACUACAAGUGUGUCAACGCACUCACCAAGCACACCUACCCAUUCUACUACUUCAACUACAACUGUGACCACACACUCACCAAGCACCUCCCCUACUUCUCAUGUAAGCACACCUACCCCCACUACCACUUCUACUAGUGUGACCACACACUCACCAAGCACCUCCCCUACUUCUCAUGUAAGCACACCUACCCCCACUACCACUUCCACUAGUGUGACCACACACUCACCAAGCACCUCUCCAACAACUCACAUUAGCACACAUACUCCUACUACUUCAACUACAAGUGUGUCAACCCACUCACCAAGCACACCUACCCAUUCUACUACUUCAACUACAACUGUGACCACACACUCACCAAGCACCUCCCCUACUUCUCAUGUAAGCACCCCUACCCCCACUACCACUUCCACUAGUGUGACCACACACUCACCAAGCACCUCCCCUACUUCUCAUGUAAGCACACCUACCCCCACUACCACUUCCACUAGUGUGACCACACACUCACCAAGCACCUCUCCAACAACUCACAUUAGCACACAUACUCCUACUACUUCAACUACAAGUGUGUCAACCCACUCACCAAGCACACCUACCCAUUCUACUACUUCAACUACAACUGUGACCACACACUCACCAAGCACCUCCCCUACUUCUCAUGUAAGCACCCCUACCCCCACUACCAGUUCCACUAGUGUGACCACACACUUACCAAGCACCUCUCCAACAACUCACAUUAGCACACAUACUCCUACUACUUCAACUACAAGUGUGUCAACGCACUCACCAAGCACACCUACCCAUUCUACCACUUCAACUGUGACCACACACUCUCCAAGCACCUCCCCUACUACUCAUGUAAGCACAUCUACCCCCACUACCACUUCCACUAGUGUGACCACACACUCACCAAGCACCUCUCCAACAACUCACAUUAGUACACAUACUCCUACUACAAGUGUGUCAACGCGUUCACCAAGCACACCUACCCAUUCUACCACUUCAACUACAACUGUGACCACACACUCACCAAGCACCUCCCCUACUUCUCAUGUAAGCACACCUACCCCCACUACCACUUCCACUAGUGUGACCACACACUCACCAAGCACCUCUCCAACAACUCACAUUAGCACACAUACUCCUACUAUUUCAACUACAAGUGUGUCAACGCACUCACCAAGCACACCUACCCAUUCUACUACUUCAACUACAACUGUGACCACACACUCACCAAGCACAUCCCCUACUUCUCAUGUAAGCACACCUACCCCCACUUCCACUAGUGUGACCACACACUCACCAAGCACCUCUCCAACAACUCACAUUAGCACACAUACUCCUACUACAAGUGUGUCAACGCGUUCACCAAGCACACCUACCCAUUCUACUACUUCAACUACAACUGUGACCACACACUCACCAAGCACCUCCCCUACUUCUCAUUUUAACUACAACAUCAACUACAAGUGUGACUACACACUCAUCAAGUAG
Molecule: messenger RNA, 14655 nt
Organism: Spea bombifrons (plains spadefoot toad)
Lineage: Eukaryota; Metazoa; Chordata; Amphibia; Anura; Pelobatidae
Product: mucin-2-like
Exons: 26
Coding region: 1-14655 (4884 amino acids)
Cellular component (GO): extracellular matrix
Molecular function (GO): protein binding
Source: RefSeq, a predicted model, not a curated record